AUGUGGAAUGCGUGGACAAAACAUAUGGCAGACGAGCCGUUAGUCAAGGGACAAUGUCCAGUCCAAUCGUGUCUUUUUACAACCGACAUGUCUCUGCUCCAGGACAGUGACGUCAUCGUUCUCCACUUCGACACCCUCGAAGAUUACCCAGUGAACCGUCAACCCCAUCAGCGUUUUGUCUUUUAUCAUUUCGAGUCACCUGAUAACACUGCCUCUGAUUUGAUGAACGAUCCGUAUUUUCGUUACAAUUAUUUCAAUUGGACAAUGACUUACCGGCGAGAUUCAGACGUCUUCCUUCGCGAUUAUUAUGGGUCUCUCAUUGCCAAGAAUUCCCCAAAAAACAACACUCGUCAAGCUCGAUAUAAUUAUAGAAAUGUAACAAAUAGCCUUACCACCACCACUGGCCACGUCGAUGUCAGCGAAAAUAUCCCAGGGUCAGAACUCGUGAAAAGCCAGUCGGAUUUGGCUGCCCUGAUUCGAGGAAAAAACAAAAUGGUGACUUGGUUUGUAGGCCAUUGUACGACGCCCAUUCGACGAGAAGAGUACGUUCGCCAAUUGAGUCAGCACGUGGCCGUCGACAUAUUUGGCAACUGCACGAAAGAAUGCCCUUACCCCUGCGACGACAUGUUACGUGCCGAAUACAAAUUCUAUUUGGCAUUCGAGAAUUCCUGGUGUCCAGACUACGUGACGGAAAAGUUCAUUCGACCUUUUGUUUACGACGCAGUUCCUAUUUUCCUCGGCGGUGCAGAUUACAGUCACUUUGCUCCGCCACAUUCUUACAUCAAUGCUCGAGAUUUUGAAUCCCCCAAAGCACUGGCUGAUUAUUUAAUGCUAUUGGAUAAAUCAGACAGCCUUUAUGCAAAAUACUUUGAUUGGAAAAAAGAUUAUUACGUUUCUGUUCCAGACUUUUAUGGUUGGUGUGAAUUGUGUCGGAUGGCGCACGACAGCACACUGCCACGAAAAGUGUAUCACGACAUCAAACGGUGGUGGAUGAUGGAUGCUGGAAAUUGCGAAUCUGAUUCAACCAAAUAUUUUUAAAGUUAUUUAAAAUCGUGUCUCGUUUUUAAAUAUAUCGUUUUUACAAAUAAAA
This is a messenger RNA of Daphnia magna, 1090 nucleotides long. Its product is annotated as alpha-(1,3)-fucosyltransferase C. Gene Ontology annotation, cellular component: membrane. Lineage: Eukaryota; Metazoa; Arthropoda; Branchiopoda; Diplostraca; Daphniidae. The record is from RefSeq and is a predicted model, not a curated record. The transcript has a single exon. The coding region runs from base 1 to 1038 and encodes 345 amino acids. Gene Ontology annotation, molecular function: alpha-(1->3)-fucosyltransferase activity.